Ziziphus jujuba (common jujube) is the source of this 1506-nucleotide messenger RNA. Its product is annotated as desiccation-related protein At2g46140. NCBI's taxonomy places the organism in Eukaryota, Viridiplantae, Streptophyta, Magnoliopsida, Rosales, Rhamnaceae. Gene Ontology annotation, biological process: response to desiccation. The transcript is spliced from 3 exons. Bases 224 to 1180 code for a protein of 318 amino acids. The record is from RefSeq and is a predicted model, not a curated record. Gene Ontology annotation, cellular component: cytosol.
UAGUGCUGUUUUAGAUUGGUCAGAUGUAUUUGCAGCACGCUUGGGGAUCUUGUGAAACUUUCUUCACUCUUUGCUUUUAAAAAAUCUUCCCUUACUCAAACAUUUUGUUAGUUCAUAAAUCAUCAUAUGAUCUGUGUUUCUGGCAGCAUUACUCAAGCUUAUCGUUCUCUUUAGUACUAUCAUUUAUUAUACUGGUUGCUGAAAGCAAAAAUAUCAAAAUGGUAUGGCAUCUUCAGAUAAGCCAGAAGUAGUUGACAGGGAUGUCAAGGAGAAAGAGCACGAGAAUGACAAAGAUAAAGAGAAGGGCGGAUUCAUUGAGAAGGUGAAGGAUUUCAUUCAUGACAUUGGUGAGAAGAUUGAAGAAGCAAUUGGGUUUGGAAAGCCAACUGCAGAUGUUACGGCCAUCCACAUUCCCUCCAUUAAUCUAGAGAAGGCAGACUUUGUUGUUGAUGUGCUGAUAAAAAACCCAAAUCCUGUUCCAAUCCCUCUGAUUGACAUAAAUUAUCUGAUUGAGAGUGAUGGAAGGAAAUUAGUUUCAGGCUUGAUCCCAGAUGCCGGUACAAUCCAUGCACAUGGCGAGGAGACUGUCAAAAUUCCAGUUUCUUUGAUUUACGAUGACAUAAAAAAUACAUAUGAUGAUAUUAAGCCUGGAAGCAUCAUUCCUUAUAAAGUCAAGGUGGAUCUCAUUGUUGAUGUUCCUGUUUUUGGACGGCUGACUUUACCAGUUGAGAAAACUGGAGAGAUUCCGAUACCUUACAAGCCAGAUAUUGAUAUUGAGAAGAUAAAAUUUGAGCAAUUCUCUUUUGAAGAAACUGUUGCGGUGCUCCAUUUGAAAUUAGAAAACAAAAAUGAUUUUGACUUGGGCCUCAAUGCGCUAGACUAUGAGGUUUGGCUAUGUGAUGUUAGCAUUGGAGGUGCAGAGCUUUUGAAGUCUACUCAAAUCAACAAAAAUGGAAUAACUUACAUUGAUGUUCCCAUCACAUUCAGGCCUAAGGACUUUGGCUCUGCACUUUGGGACAUGAUGAGAGGAAAGGGUACUGGUUACAGCAUGAAAGGACACAUCGAUGUUGACACGCCCUUUGGAGCAAUGAAAUUGCCCAUCAGCAAAGAGGGUGGUACUACCCGUCUCAAGAAGAAGAAAGAAGAUGGUGGCGAUGACGACGAUGAUGACGAGGAUUAAGGAGGGCAUUGGAAUUAUCACUCAUACUGUCACCUAUCGUUACCUAUUGUCACCUGUUAUCGCCUAUUGUCAACUAUUAUCACCUAUUGUCUAUUUAUCUGUAGUGUUGUGUAUCUAUAUAGAUAAACAUACACUUUAUCUGCUCCUGAUUGAUAGUAUUUUCAGUCUCUUUGACGGAGUAGUACACUUAAUUUAAGCAUAUGAAUCCUCGUGGACAUAAGGGGACAUUGCUGGAAGAUUUAUUUAUGCAUUUGUGUUGGUGUGUCACUUCUGAGACUUGUGGUCUGCUUAAUGUUGAUGGUUAUGUUGAUGCUUUUUACCAAUAA